CUAAACAUAUUAGUUGUUUUUGUACAAUUGUACAUUGUACAGCCCUUAGGUGUAUUGGAGUAAAAGUAUAAAGUCUCCCAAAAUGAAAAGUGACAAUAAGUUACAUCAAAACUGUUAAAGUGUAGCUGAGUAAAUGUAGUUUGUUACUUUCCACCCCUGGAUAGUAGUAUUGCUCAGUUAGCUAUUUAAAAUUUUCCAUGUGCAAAUUUGGUAUGAAGGAAUUUACAUUCCUACAAACCCAUCAUUGGGUUUCCAUAUAAAAGACCUCAUUAGGACACACUAAAUGUAAACUGUGUACACAAUUCAAAGCAACCUUAAAAACAGGGGAACUAGACCACAAAAACUCCAGAGUUAAUUGCCAGUUGGUUGCCCAUCUGUUAGAGUUAAUGACAGAUAGGCAACAUACAGUAACAUUAAGAAAAAUAAUAUUUGAUAGAACAUCUUCUCUUCAUUACUUAGGUUACUUUUUCCAACAUUAUACAUCCUUACUUCCUCACAUUUACUUCUGUUUUUCCUACUAGGAUGUGUACAGGUCUUGAAGCUCUUAAUAUUUGUUUUAAAAGUUAUUCCAUUCCAUACUUUGCUGUUUUAUCUAGUUACAAAUGGGCAAGUAUAACAUAUCUUAAGUUGCUUAAGUUUAAGUAACACUAAUGACAGAGAGCGCUGUCCUAUGGCAAGCAACCAAGGAACUAGACAUUAACUGUAUUCAUCUUAACACAAUGAACUUGCAGUAAUGGAUUCGGAGGAGAAUGAGGUGGAGAGCAGCAGUGAUGCAGGUCCCUCAGGAAUGGAGGAGCCGUCUGAAAGCGGCAUGGGUAUGGAGUCAUCGGAGGCCAUGUCUGCAGACAGCAGUGAUGCUGCUGCCUCUCAUGCACAGGCCCCAGAGUCUGACUGCCAUGUGGGACAGAGCUCAGAGGGACUUGUGGUGUUCAUCCCAGAAACCAGCUCCAGUACAGAUGCAAGAGUUUCAUCAGUCCACCUCCCAGACUCCUCCUCAGUGGCCCAGUCCACCAGCGUGUCCAGCGUCUCAACAGUGACUCAGUCAGUGCUGGUGUCUGAGUCAGCUCAAGUGCUGGUCCACUCCAGUGCUGUGUCUGAAGGAGCCAUGAUGGUUUCUGACUCAACAGCUUCUACCUCGUCAGACCUGGGGUCUGCCAUUGACAAGAUCAUAGAGUCCACCAUCGGCCCUGACAUCAUGAAUGGUUGCAUAGCUGUGACCAGUGCAGAAGAUGGAGGUGCAGAAACAACCCAGUAUCUGAUAUUACAAGGACCAGAUGAUGGUGCUCCUAUGGUAGCCCAGAUGUCAUCUUCGGCCCUCUCUGAUCGUAUAGCCAUAGAAGCUCUUGCAGAAGGCCCCACGUCCACCUGCCUAGACCAGGGAGAUCUGCAGGCCAACCUUGAACCUGACCAGCCCGACGAUCAGCCUGGUCACUCGGGUUACCCAGAGGACAGCAGCAGUCAGCCUGAUCAGCCCCAGCAUUCCCACCCCUCCCAGUACAUGGACUGCAGUGCAGAUGGUCCAGACCAGACAGGGGCGUUUUCAUCUUCCUAUGUGGAGUGUUCAGGCGAGGAACCUGACCAGACACGCUCCCAGUCAGGUUUCCCUGACUACAGCGGGGACAACAGUGACCAGGACCUGCCUGGUUACGUGGAAUGCAGUGGGGCUGACUCAAACCCUACCAGCCGAGGUCAUUACGUGGUGGAGUGCAGCGCUGGGUAUCUGGAGUGUGCGGUGGACGAUGGAGAGCAACCACAUCAUUCACGCAGUUACAUUGACAGUAGUGCAGACCACCGGACCCAGACAAGUCGGGGGUAUGAGGCUGAGUAUGGAGGGGAGUGUGUUGCAGCUGCAGACUCUGAGCAACCAGGUUGUUCUCGGUAUCAGGCAAGGGACGAUGAUGAAGAUGAUGAGCAGAACCAGGAUCCAGAUCAGCCGCAGCACUCCCAACAGCAGCCCCAGCACUCCUGUUACAUGGAAAGUAGCAAUGGCCCAGAAGCCUCUCUCUAUGCCGAUGACAGCUCCUCAUCAGACCACCUUCUGGCAGACACGGCAGGUUCAGGCGGGCUUCCUGAGGCAUUGGAGUGCAGCGAGAGCCAGCCUGGGCCCUACAUCAGCAGCAGUGGGACAUAUACCUCUAAUCCAGAGCUUGAGCUGGCCCAACAGUGCUCACCCAGCCAAGAGGAUCCCCAAGGCUCCCAGGGCCCUCAGGAUGAAGCUGGGCUGGUCAGGGAGAUGGAGACAUCAACAGUGGCAGAAGGCUCCGGAGACAGACCACCAAACCUAGCAGAGUUGGAGGAGAUGAUGGAAGUAGUGAUUGUACAGCAGUUCAAGUGUAAGAUGUGUCCAUACAAGAGUGCCUCCAAAGACACACUCAUUAACCACAUGAGAGACAAACACUUCAAACCUGCAGGGGACAUGUCAAAGAAGCGUAAACGUGGACGGCCUCCUAAAAGUGAGACGUUAGCCCGCCGCCAGGCAGAGAGGGAGGAAGCUGAAGAGAAGAAGGCAGCAAAGGUGAAGGCUGCUGAGUCCCAACAAGCAGAAGAAGAGGAGGAUGAUAUUGUAGAUGCUGGUGCUAUUGAUGAUCCUGAAGAGGAUAGUGAUUACAACCCAGCAGAAGAGGACGGCAAUGGAAGACCACCUGCCAUUCUGAAGAGGCCCGCUCCUCCUAUCUCUUCAUCCUCUCAAGGGCGUCCUCGACGUAAGGUUGGCCGUCCGAGGAAGUACAGCCUUUUAGAAGAAGGCUACAGCGGCAAAGAAGGAGAGAGUAUUGCUAAGAAGCCCAGUGUUAGUGCGGAUGCUAGUGCACCUGAAGAGGCAAGCUCUUCUGGGUUAAACAAUGGUCCUGCUAUGGUGACGGAUGGAGACACAGCCGAGGCAGCAAUAAGCCAAUCAGAUUCUGAGAACAAAGACCCGUCAUCCAACACACAGCCAGAGGAGGAGUUCUUCUCGAGGAAACGCGGCCGACCUUCCAAGCGCUUCCUGCGUAAGAAGUAUAAGAAGUAUAUAAAUCGAAAUCGGUACUAUAAAUCCCUCAAACCGCUCCUGAGACCUCACAACUGCUGGAUCUGUGGCUCACGCUUCCUCACUCAAGAAGAUUUGCGCUUCCAUGUGGACUCUCAUGAAGGCAACGACCCAGAGCUCUUUAAGUGCCUCCAGUGCAACUAUCGCUGCAAGCGCUGGUCCUCACUCAAGGAACACAUGUUCAAUCAUGAGGGUACCAAGCCAUUCAAGUGUGAGGAGUGUGAUUACACAAGUGUCUACAGGAAAGAUGUAAUUCGACACUCAGCAGUCCACAACAAAGAGAAAAAAAGAAAGACUGAGUUGGCACCAAAGGUGUCAGAGUUCCUCUGCCCUGUAUGUCACAGGGUUUACCCCAUGCAAAAGAGACUGACCCAGCACAUGAAGACCCACAGCUCAGAGAAACCACACAUGUGUGAUAAGUGUGGCAAAUCCUUCAAGAAACGGUACACUUUCAAAAUGCACCUACUGACCCACAUCCAGAGUCUUGGAGACAGCAAGUUCAAGUGUGAAUUUUGCGAUUACACUUGUGAAAACAAGAAGCUGCUGCUCAACCAUCAACUGUCCCAUACCAACGACCGGCCCUUCAAGUGUGACUACUGUAAAUACUCCACUUCUAAAGAGGAGUUCCUGGUCUCCCAUCUGGCCAUCAAACACACAGGAGAGAAGCCUUUCUCCUGUGAUAUGUGUCACUUCAUGACCAAGCACAGGAAGAACUUGCGUCUACAUGUUCAGUGUCGCCACCCUGAGGCGUUUGAGGAGUGGUCUGUGGCUCACCCUGAGGAGCCUGUCAGAAGGCGACGCAGACCUUUCUUUACCCUGCAGCAGAUAGAGGAGCUCAAACAACAACAUGACGACACACAGGGGUUGCAGGACACUAUUGUUGCAGUGGAUUCUGCGACACUACAAGCCAUGCAGGGCAUGGAAAAUGCCUCAGUGUCCCAGGACGCAUUGGGAAACACCACCAUCAUCUACGAACAAUCUGAAUCCAGUGAUCUAUCCGCCCAGAAUGCCCUUGACCUGCUGCUUAAUAUGAGCAAUGCCCGGGAAUUGGUUGGAAACGCCUUACAGGUGGCAGUGCUAAAGUCAGAAGGCAAAGCUUUGGAAAAGGGCACGUGGAGUACAGUGACCACAGCACCGGGUCAGGCCCAAAAGGUUGUGACCUUUCACGUGUCUGAGACCGGUGAGACGGUGCUACAAGAGGCGUACGAGGCAGCCACCUCUGAAGCAGGGGAGCUCACCCAGAUCGCCAUCGAAGCCUACGAGGGCGGAGGGGACUUCAGUGUGGUGGAACAGGCCGCUGAAGAGAAUCAAAGCCCUGCGUACAGUAAUGGUGAGAGCAGUCCUUCUGAGGCUGUAGAAGUCUCUGGGUCAGAGAGCCUGAAAAGUGACAAGUACUACCUUACUUCAGCACUGCCUGAUGGUGUUUUGCAACAGGUUGAGCUGAGCAGUGAAGCUCCAGCCUCUCCGUCUGCUGUGAGCUCUCCCAGUUUGAGUACCAAGAGGUUUUCCUGCAGAAUAUGCAUGGAGUCUUUCCACGGACGCUCUGACAUGGAGAACCACAAGAGGGCGCACUUGGAUCCCAACACCUUCAAAUGUCCUGAUUGUGACUUCACAUCCACCUCCUGGCCCGAUGUCAAGGUUCACAUGGGGCAGCAUUCCUAUCUACGCCCUCACAAGUGUCCAAACUGUAGCUUUGCCUCCAAAAACAAGAAAGACCUGCGCCGACACAUGAUGACACACACCAAUGAGAAACCGUUUUCUUGUAAACUUUGUGGACAAAGGUUUAACCGUAAUGGCCAUCUGAAGUUUCACAUGGAGCGUCUCCACAGUCAGGAUAAUGCCACUCGCAAGGGCCGUACCGCCACAUCUCAGCAAACCAUCAUAGUCAACAGUGAUGAGGAGGCCCUGGCCACACUACAGUCCCUGCAGGCACAUCAGACAGUGAUCACUCCUGAGCGGUUGCAGGCCCUGGGACAGGAGCACAUUAUUGUAGCACAAGAACAGGCACUAUCAGACCAGGAGGAGGGCACAUACAUCCAGCAGAUAACCACCAUAGAUGGACAGACAGUUCAGCACCUGAUGACAGGAGACAACCAGGUCACUGAGGUUCAGUAUAUCAUCUCACAGGAUGGAGUGCAGCACUUGAUCCCUCAGGAGUAUGUAGUUGUAGCUGAUGGCAAUCACAUACAGAUGCCAGAUGGACAGAUCAUCCAGUAUGAGCAUGACGGGGCCUUUCUACAGGAGCAACAGAUUGCUGUAAGUCAUGAUGGUCAGAUCCAGUACCUACCCGUGAGUUCGGAGCAACAGAUAGUGAAUCCUGAAGAUCUGGAGGCUGCUGCCCACUCUGCUGUCACAGCCGUAGCAGACGCAGCCAUGGCGCAGACCCAAACAGUCUACACUGAAGCUACACCUGAACAGCUGGAGCAGCUGCAGCAGCAAGGCAUCCACUAUGACGUCAUUACCUUCACAGACGAAUAGACGCCUUUUUAAACCUACCGGGCGACAAACCUGCUCAGAGCAGGACCAACACGAACCACUAUGAGCUGACAAGUACAGUGACCUCAACUUAUUUAUGCAUUCAGCUGGCUGUGAACUAAAGCAUUAUCUCCUCCACAGAAUCAUCUGCUCGGGGGCAGUUGCACUGUUUAGUAAGAUAAACAGCUUUUUGUAAAUUCAAAUUAUUGCACCCAUUGCUUCUAACUUAAUCAUAGGGGCUGUGCAUUUAAGAGUUAAUUUAAGCAAGGUUGUAAUUAUUAAAAACGAUUUGUGUUUACAUGCCUCAAUUGCUUCCAUUUGCAAGACAAUGUUAUCAAAGAAAAUCAAAUGGCUUAUAUCAUGUUUUAGAAAAUAUACCGAGCGUCCAAAUGAACAUUUUAGUUUUUGAAUAGAGUGAAAUCAAAAGGGAGUGUUUAAUUUUGAUCUGUAAUAAGAUAUGUUAAUUGUUAGAAUGCCACAACAUUGGUGUUUACUGAAUAUUAAUAUGUACAUAUCUUUUGCAUUUGUCUUCUGUUGAUUUGGUGAAAAUGAAAAGUUUAAUAAGCUGAAAGCUGACACCAAAUAAAUCACUUUGUGUAUA
Messenger RNA from Siniperca chuatsi (mandarin fish), 6101 nucleotides. Its product is annotated as zinc finger protein 335-like. The record is from RefSeq and is a predicted model, not a curated record. Lineage: Eukaryota; Metazoa; Chordata; Actinopteri; Centrarchiformes; Sinipercidae. Gene Ontology annotation, molecular function: RNA polymerase II cis-regulatory region sequence-specific DNA binding. Gene Ontology annotation, biological process: brain development; positive regulation of neurogenesis; regulation of gene expression. Gene Ontology annotation, cellular component: nucleus. The transcript is spliced from 28 exons. The coding region runs from base 734 to 5503 and encodes 1589 amino acids.